UUUGAAUGCGAUCAUCAAGAACAAAGACAGUAAAAUCACUGUAAAAAACCAAGCUGAUGAAUUAGAAACACUUGUUCAAUGGUAUGGCCUUGAAGACACGCAAAUAGCUGAGCUUUUGGAAUUUAUUAUAAAGGGAAAACUUGACGAUUCUGACGUUAGGAAACUAAUCAAGCUUCUCGUACCACGUAGAAAAGUAUCUGAAAUGUCUGCGAUAAAAAUUUUUGGGAAUCUUGGAAAUAGAAAUAUGAAAUAUAGUAUACAGGCGCUUUUGCUUCGUUGGGUUGUAUUGGUUUAUGGUUUUAUAGAGGACCAUUCAAAAAUUUAUAGACUUUAUGGCGUUAUUUUUCAUUAUUUGGAAUAUGCUACCUUAAG
Molecule: messenger RNA, 372 nt
Organism: Dentiscutata heterogama
Lineage: Eukaryota; Fungi; Glomeromycota; Glomeromycetes; Diversisporales; Gigasporaceae
Source: the annotation of a GenBank genome assembly